AUGAACGGUGGGGCUGUGGCUUCAGUGAUGCUAAUGAUGGUGGCAGUAGGAAAUGCGUAUAUUACGGGCAAUGGAUAUAACAUCGUCACCAAACAUUCCUCGCAAUACUUCGACAAUGGCGUCGGAACAGGUGGUAACUCGAUCGAGUCCUACCAUCCAUCAGGCAUCGGUUCUGGUUACAGUGAGGCCGGUAUUAUUGGCUACCAGUCGGCACAGGCGUACCCGGAGAACGGCUACGAUUACAGCGAUCACUACGCAUACCCCAAGUACAAAUACAAUUACGGUGUACAGGAUGCGCACACCGGCGAUCACAAGAGCCAGUGGGAAAUCCGCGACGGUGACGUCGUCAAAGGAGGUUACACGUUGUAUGACGCCGACGGCACAAAACGUGUGGUCGAGUACACCGCUGACAAGCACCACGGAUUCAACGCUGUCGUGAAGAAGAUCGGCCACGCCAGUCACCCUCAGGUGUACAAGACGGAACAUGGCAUUUCUGGAGGAGGCUAUGACGAAGCGGAAGGCUACAGCUAUAGCAACAUCAAUCAGCAUCUGUGA
Molecule: messenger RNA, 555 nt
Organism: Anopheles nili
Lineage: Eukaryota; Metazoa; Arthropoda; Insecta; Diptera; Culicidae
Product: cuticle protein 7-like
Exons: 2
Coding region: 1-555 (184 amino acids)
Cellular component (GO): extracellular matrix
Source: RefSeq, a predicted model, not a curated record